Molecule: messenger RNA, 3125 nt
Organism: Rhopilema esculentum
Lineage: Eukaryota; Metazoa; Cnidaria; Scyphozoa; Rhizostomeae; Rhizostomatidae
Source: RefSeq, a predicted model, not a curated record
CGGUAGGUUACCCCCGUUGCAAGAUGUGUCCUUUCUUGCUUUCCUAGUCAUGGGAGGCACCCACUGUGUGAAAAUAGCCGCUCGUGUCCUUCCAGAUUUGCAAUCGAAAGGUGAUUUUGAGAAGCUGGCACUAAACAGUCAUGGAAGACUAAUGUAUUUUCGUGCUUAAUCUGGUCACAAUUUGAUCUUGUUGCUUUUUGGUAACAGAUUAUCAAAGAUGCGUUGAACGAAGAAAUUGUUUGGGAAAAUACCAAAAAAUUUCCUGCAGACAUAACGUUUUUGUUUUAGACUGCUGUGAUAGCAAUGGACGACAUACAUUUGCAAGUCGCUCGAAGGGCAUCAAGCACCUCACAUCGGACAACCAUGAGCGACAGUAGUGUUCGCAAACCCGCAUCAAUUUACGAGAUCAACGAGCUGUAUAGUGCGCUAAAAGAUUUGGCUCAGUCGUCACCAGCACAGGGACAUCGCAGGCAAAGAACACCGAGUGCGAAUUUUGAUUCCUCUGACUCCUGGACAAGUGGAACUGAUUCACCGGACGUAAGGUCCAAAAUGGGCAAUGAGAAGAAAAUCAUGAAAGUCAUUCGGUCAUCGUCAAACAUUGCUCAGAGAUUCCCUGUGCUUGAGUCACCCCGCACUAGAGUCAGGAGUGCGGGAACAAAACCCAGUAUCUUGCCAAACAAGCGUGAAGCAGUUACUGCAAAUAACGUAGAGCUGUCGCCGAAGUUGAUUUUGAGGAAGAGUAAAUCGGAUGCGUCGCGAUUAAGAUCAAGGAGCUCGGUUGAUGGCUCGAAAUCUAUGGCAGAGAAAAUACGGGACCAGAGGCUGAAGUUCACGCAAGGCUUACGGAAAAAAGAAAUUGAAGAAGAAAGGGAAUGUAUUGAUUUCGACAAAGAAAUCCAAAAUAUCAAUGAUCUGCUGGAAUGGGCCAAAAUGGACGAACCAAAACCAGCUCAGGAGCAAAAGAAGAGGCGGAAAAAGCCAGGACAGCGGAAGCGUGUUGGGUCGUUAAUUGAGUCCACCUGUAGAAUUAGGCCGAAUUUCUCCGACUCCAACUUGAGAUAUUCUGAUGUGACGUCUCGAAUAGACCGCUGGUAUGAGCGGGCCUCCGCAGUGGCAUUAGGUGAAAUUAAAGAUGAGUGCGAGAUUUAUGAAAGCUUUUCAAGCUCAGAAUCGGACGACUCGCCCAAAGAAAGUUCUCCAAUAAAGAAGGGGAAAUCGUUAGAUGGUAUUGACUUGGAGUUGGAUAGCUUCACUGCUGAUGAUUUACUUAGCAAAUGGAUGCAACAGAAGAAAAGCAGCUUAAUCGCGGAAGACAGAGGUCGAUCAAGCUCUGAUGCAUCCGUGGAACCGCGGUCUUUGGAUUCCUCGGUGCUGUCAAUCGGUAAAGAUGAUGGGUCUCCAGAACGAGCCAAUAGUGUUUCUCCAUUAGUCGUCAACCGAAUCAUUGUAUCACAACCCAGUGUUGACGAUCAAACUCAAGGCAAUGGGGAGUCUCCGGUCGACAUUUUGCCAAACCAACCGAUUUUCUAUAUUCCGAACUUUACAGAUCACAUGAAAUCCAACACAACAAUAAUAAGCGAAGACGUAGCCUCAGGAAAUGCUUUGCUGUCGCCGGCUAGGCCCAGAAGCCGAAGCGCAAUCAGCAUGGGGGAGACUUUUGACCGACGUGAUGAAGCUGCUUGGAAGCAGAUCCAGAAAAUGUCAGAAAAGAGGUCGAAGUCAUUUGGAACUGUCAACAGGCGGGGAAGCAUGGAUGCAGCUAUGAAGCAGGAUGUACAGGAGCGGUUGUUAAGGACAACAAGUGACUAUAGAAGAAAGAGUCCCAGGCCCAGAUCCCUUACUCUAGGUAAAGACAAUAAUGAGAAAACCCCAUCCAAUGAACGCCAUGAAAAUUUGUAUCUUGAUGAGAAAGACUUUGGCCAUACGGACAACAAUGCAAAUAUUUUUAACACAGACAAGAAGCGCGACAAGGGUCGAAAGUUUUCGAAGUUUCCAGGUAAACUGAAAACCUUGUUAUCUGGAAAAAAGACCUGAACAAAAGAUCGCUGAUGUUUUACUGUUAAGGUUUUACUCCAUUUUGCAACCUAAUUUCAAAGUCAGAAAGGUAGAGUUCUUAAUUCAUAAUUAUCAAAAUUGUAUCAGAAACACUGACCUAGCUAGGAUAAGCAUUUCUUUUCUGUACAUAGUUUAGUUUUUCAGCUUGUUCUUGUGUCACAGCUAACAGAUACAGGUGGAUAUUUUAUUCCUCACUCCGAUCAAUCAGGUCGAUAGCUAACGUAAACAAAUGUUACAAAAGAGAGGGCUGGGAACGAACAAAACAUCUUUCUUUGAAGAGCAUUAACAAACCCUCAAGGAGACGAUAAAAUCAAGCAAAUGCCGCCAUCUGCAGCCCAUAACAUUUUCGAGUUGAAGGGAUGUAUUUAGCCUUUAUAAACAAAUUUUUUUCUUCAAAGUUGUUUCCCAAGGAUAAGCGAAUAGCUGAAUUUUCCAGUACAAUAUGUUUUACUUUUAGUUUGCUUUUGUUUUGCAAUAAGUUAGGUUUCUAGUAAUAAAGAAAAAAAACUUGGAAAAGCAUCAAGAAAACAUCAAAUUGUUGGUCCUUUUAUCAGCAUAGACCGGGGCUUACCACUAUUUCUCCUUUCCAAAUUACAGGGAGACUACACGAGAGGCACAGAUAGCACGAUGUUUGAGGCGAGGGAAACAUGUUUUGUCUUUUCCGGCCUGUUCUGUGCGCUUUUGUGAGCCUUUGCCGUGGUCGGAAGGGUUGGGUUAAGGUGAUUUAGCAAGGUUGAAUGACUUGGCUCAGCGUAGCCCAAUAUAAUCGAAUUGAUGCCCUGUUGUUUGAAAACGAGGUUCACCUAAACGAGGGUAGUAGUGACAUCGAGUUUUUACAUUUCGUAAUAUCAAGCUCUUUGUAGAUUGUUGUUUUUAACAUGGUUUUCAGAAUUGUUUUUCAACAUUUAAUUCUUAAUAAACAAAGUACAUUGCUUCAUCAUUGUUGCACUCAGUGGGUGUUUUAGUAAAGGCAUUUUAGGCCUAUAAUUUUCUCUAUUUGACAAGUACAUUAAAUUGUGUUACAAAUACAUUUCCGUUUCCGUUAUUGCAUCAACGCUUAAUUCUACAUG